Mucor velutinosus is the source of this 1140-nucleotide messenger RNA. Its product is annotated as cholesterol esterase. The coding region runs from base 1 to 1140 and encodes 379 amino acids. Gene Ontology annotation, molecular function: S-(hydroxymethyl)glutathione dehydrogenase [NAD(P)+] activity; zinc ion binding. Gene Ontology annotation, biological process: formaldehyde catabolic process. Gene Ontology annotation, cellular component: cytosol. The record is from RefSeq and is a predicted model, not a curated record. Lineage: Eukaryota; Fungi; Mucoromycota; Mucoromycetes; Mucorales; Mucoraceae. The transcript has 6 exons.
AUGUCUACCGCUGGUCAAGUCAUCAAAUGUCGUGCUGCCGUCGCCUGGGAAGCUGGCAAGCCUUUGAGCAUCGAGGAAGUCGAAGUAGCUGCUCCCAAGGCUCACGAAGUCCGUAUCAAGAUUAUGUAUACUGGCGUUUGUCACACUGAUGCUUACACUCUUUCUGGUGUUGAUCCCGAAGGCGUCUUCCCUGCUAUUUUGGGACACGAAGGUGGUGGUAUUGUUGAAUCUGUUGGUGAGGGUGUCACUGAUGUCGCUGUUGGAGACCAUGUCAUUCCCUUGUACACUGCUGAGUGUGGUAAAUGUAAAUUCUGUAGGAGUGGAAAGACCAAUUUGUGUGGUUCCGUCAGAGCCACUCAAGGUCGUGGUUUGAUGCCUGACGAAUCUGUUCGUUUCACCUGCAAGGGCCAACCCAUCUACCAUUAUAUGGGUACCUCUACCUUCUCUGAAUACACUGUUGUUGCUGACGUUUCCGUUGUCAAGGUGGAUCCCAAGCCUAGUCUUCAAAAGCUCUGCCUCUUGGGUUGUGGUGUUACCACUGGCUUCGGUGCUGCUACCAAGACUGUCAAGGUUGAGGAAGGUGACAAUGUCGCUGUCUUUGGUGUAGGUUGUAUUGGUUUGAGUGUCAUUCAAGGUGCUGCUUACAAUAAGGCCAAGCGCAUCAUUGCCAUUGACACCAACCCUAACAAGGAAAAGCUUGCUCGUGAAUUCGGUGCUACUGACUUUAUCAACCCUACUGACAUUAAGGGUCCUAUUCAAAACCACCUUGUCGAGAUCACUGAUGGCGGUUUGGAAUAUACUUUUGACUGUACUGGCAAUGUUGAUGUGAUGCGUGCUGCUUUGGAAUCUUGUCACAAGGGCUGGGGUGAGUCUGUCAUCAUUGGUGUUGCUGCUGCAGGAAAAGAGAUCAGCACUCGUCCUUUCCAAUUAGUUACUGGCCGUGUCUGGCGUGGAUCUGCUUUCGGCGGUGUCAAGGGUCGCUCUGAGAUGGGCAGUCUCGUUCAAAAGUACUUGGAUGGCCAAUUGAAGGUUGAUGAGUUCAUUACCCACACUUUUGAUUUUGAGCAAAUCAACGAUGCUUUGGACGCCAUGCACUCUGGCUCUUGUAUUCGUGCUGUUGUCACUGUUCAAAAGGACUAA